Fopius arisanus is the source of this 1095-nucleotide messenger RNA. It is a transcript of the gene koko, whose product is annotated as cyclin-Q. Gene Ontology annotation, cellular component: nucleus. Gene Ontology annotation, biological process: regulation of transcription by RNA polymerase II. Gene Ontology annotation, molecular function: cyclin-dependent protein serine/threonine kinase regulator activity. The coding region runs from base 222 to 1010 and encodes 262 amino acids. The record is from RefSeq and is a predicted model, not a curated record. Lineage: Eukaryota; Metazoa; Arthropoda; Insecta; Hymenoptera; Braconidae. The transcript is spliced from 6 exons.
AUAAUAAAACCCCCGUUGGAAUUUCUGAAGACAUUUUCAUACCCUGGAGUCGAUUUUCAUUUAAUUAUUCACCUUGGGCACUAAUUAUUUCUUCUAGCCUUUUCAAUUUCAUAAAUUAAUUGUUCUAUUGAUAAUUUCUUGUAUGAACUUGAUGGAAUUCUUCAAGUGUUUUCCUCGAUUAUUCGAAAUUUAAUUCUUGGGGGUGAUAUGUUAGUUCAAAAAUGAUGGAUGUUAUUGAUGUACUGGCAAUGCAAAGAGAGAAGAGGAGUUCUCUGCAAAAAAGUAUAACGAUGGAUUACACGAGUUCAAAUGACAGUUUCACAGUCGCUCGAUUUAUUUUCGAAUGUGGAAUGAAAUUGGAGGCACAUCCCCUGACAGUUGCCACAGCUGCAACAUUGUAUCACAGAUUCAUCAGAGAAUCAACAGCAAAAGCCUACGAUCACUACCUGAUAGCAGCCACAUGCCUGUACUUGGCAGCAAAAAUAAAGGACGACCUCCUGAAGAUCAGGGACGUAAUGAAUGUGGCAUCAAAUACUCUCCAUCGAGGCUCCCAGCCCCUGGAACUUGGGGAUCAGUACUGGAGCAUCAGAGAUGCUAUUGUUCAAGCAGAAUUACUCGUCAUGAGAAUGCUGAAAUUCCACGUCAAUCCUGUCCACCCGCAUAAGUAUUUGCUCCACUAUUUGAGAUCUCUUCAGGCUUGGUUCGGUGAGGACGAGUGGUCCAAGUACCCAGUGGCCAAGACCAGUAUGGCAUUGCUCCAGGAUUUCCACCACGUCCCAGCAAUUCUCGAUUACCCACCCAACCUCAUCGCCAUCGCCUGUAUUAAUUUAACUCUUCAAAUUUAUGGGGUCGUCGUGCCACUCAUGGACGAGUGCGAUCAAUUACCCUGGUUUAAUGUUUUUUUGCAAGGAUCUCACCAGGGAGAAGCUGUGGGAAAUAAUGGAGAAGAUCAUGAGCUCCUACGAUCAGGAACCCGAGACCCGCGAUGCCCUCUGAAUCUUUUUGAAUAAUUUUCUAUAAAUUGCAAACAAGAGAAAAUGCCUGAAACACAAUUUUUACACAUUAAAUAAAAAAGCAUGCGCCACUUCUCUUCAA